AUGGUGAAGGUUAUUCAACAUGGAGCUUGUUUAGGUCUUGGUUUGGCAUCCUUUGGGACAACUGAUGAAUACAUAUAUGAAGAUAUAAAAAAAGUGCUAUACACUGACAGUGCAGUUGCUGGUGAAGCUGCCGGCAUCAGCCUGGGUCUAUUAUUUGUUGGAACUACAACAAAUAAGGCAAGUGAGAUGCUCGCUUAUGCUCACAAGACCCAGCAUGAGAAGAUAAUAAGGGGACUGGCUCUAGGAACAGCUCUCACAGUAUAUGGUAGAGAAGAGGAAGCAGAUAUUUUGAUUGAGCAGAUGACUAGAGAUCGUGAUCCUAUCAUUCGUUGUGGUGGAAUGUACGCACUGGCAAUGGCUUACAGAGGAACUGCAAACAACAAAGCCAUGCGUCAACUUCUGCACUUUGCUGUCUCUGAUGUCUGUGACGAUGUCAAAAGGACUGCUGUUCUCGCACUUGGAUUCAUCUUAUACUCUGAUCCAGAGCAGACUCCCCGUAUUGUAUCCCUGCUUUCCCAGUCGUACAAUCCGCAUGUCCGCUAUGGCGCAGCUCUUGCCGUAGGCAUAUCUUGUGCAGGAACUGGCCUGAGUGAAGCGAUAUCCUUGCUGGAACCACUUACAUCAGAUGUGGUUGACUUUGUUCGUCAAGGUGCUAUAGUUGCCAUGGCCAUGGUGAUGGUCCAAGUUAGUGAAGCAAGCGAUUCUCGCGUUGGAGAAUUUAGGCACCAACUUGACAAGAUUUUACCCGAAGAGAUUCCAGAUGAAAUGAGCACUAUUACGGGAGCAUUUUUGGCUUCAGGUAUUCUUGAAGCUGGUGGAGGGAAUGUGACAAUACGACUUCUCUCUAAGACAAAACAUGACAAAGUCACUGCGGUUGUUGGCCUUGCAAUCUUCAGCCAGUUUUGGUAUUGGUACCCGCUAAUUUAUUUCAUAUGCUUGGCGUUCUCACCAACCGCGUUCAUCGGUUUGAACUACGAUCUCAAAUUCCCAAAGUUUGACUUCAUGUCGCUCGCAAAACCAUCUUUGUUUGAGUAUCCAAAACGAACUGCAGUUGUUACCUCCAACACCGCCGCAAAAUUACCAACUGCCCUGCUUUCAACCGCGGUGAAGGCUAUUAAAUCUAGGGAUAUAAACAAGACUGAAGCAGAGCAGAAGAUUAUCGCUGAAAAAGCAGCCACAAAGUCUUUCAAUGAAAGUGGAGCUGGAAAAGGCAAGUCAUCAAUUGAGAAGGUAACAGACACUAUGCAGGCUGAUAGCGCAGCAACGGUGGAGAAGAAGGCUGAGUCAGAAGCAAUGUUUGAGAUUCUGUGCAACCCGACGCGGGUGGUCCCUGCACAAGAGAAAUACAUAAAGUUUAUGGAGAGCAGCAGAUACGAACCGGUGAAGCUAGCUCCAUCAGGGUUCGUCCUUCUAAAGGACUUGCAUCCGCCGUAUCCCAAGGUUCUCUUUAUGACCACCGACACACCUACUUCAACGGCUGUCAAGCAAGGAUCCACGCCAGUCUGAAUACACAUCAUGGUUUUGUUUUGAUUAGUGGGUAAUUGUUGGUUUUUUUUGGUUAACAUGGAACAGUUUGGAGAUGUGGAAUUUACUACAGUUCAAGAUGGUGAAGACUUCGAUCUCAGAGAGGUUUGUUCCGUACCAAAACUUGGUAAGGUCACUUCCUGUCAUUUCUCAUCGGAUGGGAAAUUCUUGGCGAGCGCUGGACAUGAUAGGGAGGUGUUCAUCUGGAACAUGGAAACAGGUCACGCUGAGACCA
This is a messenger RNA of Camelina sativa (false flax), 1759 nucleotides long. The record is from RefSeq and is a predicted model, not a curated record. NCBI's taxonomy places the organism in Eukaryota, Viridiplantae, Streptophyta, Magnoliopsida, Brassicales, Brassicaceae.